Miscanthus lutarioriparius is the source of this 885-nucleotide messenger RNA. The record is from the annotation of a GenBank genome assembly. Lineage: Eukaryota; Viridiplantae; Streptophyta; Magnoliopsida; Poales; Poaceae.
AUGCUUCGCAACUGCAGCAGCAGCCACCACCAGCACCAGCACAGCCACCACCAGCACCAGAGCAUGGCGACGGAUUCCACCACCUUCUCGCUCUUCUUCCCGAGGCACAACAACAAGGCUGAGUUCGCGCCGGUGGCGAUGGCGGCGGACGGGUUCGACGACGAUAGCCACAGCUCCGUCACCACCUCCCCUUCGUCCCCGUCCUCCUCAUCCACGGGCUCCGUCGACUGCACGCUCUCGCUCGGCACGCCGUCCUCGCGCCGCGCCGCAGCCGAGGCCGCCAAGCAGCGCCCGGCGUGCCUGGCGUCGUCUUGCGGCACCGUGUCGUGGGACGUCGCCGCCGCCGCUGAUCAGUCCUACUGCUGUUGCUGCUGCUGCCAGGGCGGCAGAAGGCCCUCUGCCGCCGCCACCGCCGCCAUGAACAAGAGCGCCGCCGUGCCGUGCGCCGGGCACGGGCAGGACCCGAUGCUCGUGGACCGCCGCUGCGCCAACUGCGGCACCUCGUCUACGCCGCUGUGGAGGAACGGACCUCGCGGCCCCAAGUCCCUGUGCAACGCCUGCGGCAUCAGGUUCAAGAAGGAGGAGCGGCGCGCGGCGGCCACGGCGACGGCGACGGCGACGGCAACGGCGGCCAUGGACCAGGGCGGCUGCGGCUACCUCGCGCAGCGGGCUCAGUACGGCGCUCCGGCGGCGGCGGCCGGGAGGGCGGCGCCCGUGCCCUACGGAGGCUGCGAUGGGCCGGCGUUCCCGUGCGACGUCGCGGACGCCGAGGCUGUGCCGCCGCAGUUCCUCGCGUGGCGGGUCGACGUCGUCGCGCCGGCGGCGCAGACGGCCGCGUUCGCCGCGGUCUGGCCGGAGCGGACGACCUUGUUCCAGUACAACUAG